GCGUGCGGGGCCCUCUUAAGAUGGCUGUCGGGCCACCUCCUUGUGUCCGCGCCGCCACUCUCAGUAUGGUAGCUGUUUACCCCGUAUUUCUCCUCCCCUCUCCGCUUCAACUUCCUCGUUGUUUUGAAUAAACUUUAUUGACUCCGAAUUGCCUCCCACCGCCACCGGGCUUCUCCCGGCGGCUUUUCGGGCCAUCUUCCUCGCAAUUCGGCCGCCGGGUCCUCCCCUUCCUCGUCGCUUUGCUCGCAGCGAGCUCCGGCCGGGCCAGCGACGACGCGAGUGGCGGCCCCCGGACUAGGCCCGAGCCGCGGUCUCCAGUAGGCCCUGGCGGCCGCCCCCGGGGCCGAGCCGUGGAGAGAGCUGCCCGGAAGCCUCGCUGGGCGGCGGGGGCCGAGCGACCAGCGGGUGGUCGCGGGGGCCGACGAGCAAGGUUCGCUGCGCGACAGGGAAAAUCCCAGAAUUCGGCGCGCGCCGCCGGUGGGGCCGGAACUACCGGCCGAGCCUCCGCCGAGCGACGCCAACGGCUCCUGAGCGAGCCCGGCGGCCGGCGCGUCAGGGGAGACGGAGCUUCGCCAGCGGGAGCGAUCCUGGCGGCUCGGCGGAUGCGGAGGUCCCCGUAGAGCUCGGGACCGCAGACAUUGUUGUCAGCUCAGGGGUGUGAGGAGGUUCCUGUCAGGCUGGGAGGUGUGAAGACAUUCUCUCCUGGUCCAGGAAGGACGUGUGCUUCUGCCUCCCACUCCUCGGGACGCUGCGAACCUGGCUUGCCACACACCGCUCCAAGGCCAGCUGAAGAUGGCCACGGUGCCAGUGUACUGCCUUUGCCGGCUGCCUUACGAUGUGACCCGCUUCAUGAUCGAGUGUGACAUGUGCCAGGACUGGUUUCAUGGCAGUUGUGUUGGUGUUGAAGAGGAGAAGGCUGCUGACAUUGACCUCUACCACUGCCCCAACUGUGAGGUCUUACAUGGGCCUUCCAUUAUGAAAAAACGCCGUGUGUCUUCAAAAGGGCAUGAUGCACACAAGGGGAAGCCGGUGAAAACUGGAAGCCCUACAUUCAUUCGAGAGCUCCGCAGUCGGACCUUUGACAGCUCAGAUGAAGUGAUUCUGAAACCCACUGGAAGUCAGCUGACUGUGGAAUUCCUGGAAGAGAAUAGCUUCAGUGUGCCCAUCCUAGUCUUGAAGAAGGAUGGAUUGGGGAUGACCCUACCCUCACCAUCAUUCACUGUGAGGGACGUGGAACACUAUGUUGGCUCUGACAAAGAGAUUGAUGUGAUUGAUGUGGCGCGCCAGGCCGACUGCAAGAUGAAGCUCGGUGAUUUUGUGAAAUAUUACUACAGUGGGAAGAGGGAGAAAGUCCUCAAUGUCAUUAGUUUGGAAUUCUCUGAUACCAGGCUUUCUAACCUCGUGGAGACACCCAAGAUUGUUCGGAAGCUCUCAUGGGUGGAGAACUUGUGGCCCGAGGAGUGUAUCUUUGAGAGGCCCAAUGUGCAGAAGUACUGCCUCAUGAGCGUGCGGGAUAGCUAUACAGACUUCCACAUUGACUUUGGCGGCACCUCGGUCUGGUACCAUGUGCUCAAGGGUGAGAAGAUCUUCUACUUGAUCCGCCCAACAAAUGCCAACCUGACUCUCUUUGAGUGCUGGAGCAGCUCCUCUAACCAGGAUGAGAUGUUCUUUGGGGACCAGGUGGAAAAGUGCUACAAGUGUUCUGUGAAGCAAGGACAGACACUUUUCAUUCCCACAGGAUGGAUCCAUGCUGUGCUGACCCCUGUGGACUGCCUUGCCUUCGGAGGAAACUUCUUACACAGCCUUAACAUCGAAAUGCAGCUCAAAGCCUAUGAAAUUGAAAAGCGGCUGAGCACUGCAGACCUCUUCAAGUUCCCCAACUUUGAAACCAUCUGUUGGUAUGUGGGAAAGCACAUCCUGGACAUCUUUCGAGGUUUGCGAGAGAACAGGAGACAUCCUGCCUCCUACCUGAUCCAUGGCGGCAAAGCUCUGAACUUGGCCUUUAGAGCCUGGACAAGGAAAGAAGCUCUGCCAGAACAUGAGGAGGAGAUCCCAGACACAGUACGGACUGUACAGCUCAUUAAAGAUCUGGCUAGGGAGAUCCGCCUGGUGGAAGAUAUCUUCCAACAGAAGGUUGGGAAUACGAGCAAUAUCUUUGGGAUGCAGAGGAUCUUCCCAGGCGGCUCCACUCCCUUAACCAGGCCAGCCCAUCCCACUUCAAUAGCCAUAUCCAGGCUGUCAAUGCCCUCCAAAACUGAUUCAAAGAAGAAAGGCCUGAAGCCCAAGGAACUCUUCAAGAAGGCUGAGCGAAAGGGCAAGGAGAGCUCAGCCUUGGGGCCUGCUGGCCAAUUGAGCUAUAAUCUCAUGGACAUAUACACUCAUCAGGCACUGAAGACAGGCUCUUCCCAGAAAGAAAAGUUCAACAUCACCGGUACCUGCUUGAAUGACUCAGAUGAUGACUCGCCAGACUUGGACGUUGAUGGGAAUGAGGGCCCGCUGGCCUUAUUGAUGUCUAAUGGCAGUACCAAGAGGGUAAAGAGCUUAUCCAAGUCUCGGCGAGCCAAGAUCGCAAGGAAGGCAGACAAAGCUAGGCUAAUGGCAGAACACAUGAUGGAUGAUGAAUUUGACUUGGAUUCGGAUGAUGAACUGCAGAUUGAUGAGAGAUUGGGAAAGGAUAAGACGACUCUGAUAAUAAGACCAAAAUUUCCCCGAAAGCUGCCCCGUGCAAAGCCUUGCUCUGACCCCAACCGAGUUCGAGAACCAGGAGAAGUUGAGUUUGAUAUUGAGGAGGACUAUACAACAGAUGAGGACAUGGUAGAAGGGGUUGAAGGCAAGCUUGGGAAUGGGAGUGGAGCUGGUGGAAUUCUUGAUCUGCUCAAGGCCAGCCGGCAGGUGGGGGGACCUGACUAUGCUGCCCUCACCGAGGCCCCUGCCUCUCCCAGCACUCAGGAGGCCAUCCAGGGCAUGCUGUGCAUGGCCAACCUGCAGUCCUCAUCGUCCUCCCCAGCUACCUCCAGCCUGCAGGCCUGGUGGACCGGGGGGCAGGACCGAAGCAGUACGAGCUCCAGCAGUGGUUUGGGUACAGUGUCGAGCAGUCCUGCUUCCCAGCGCACCCCAGGAAAGCGGCCCAUCAAGCGGCCAGCAUACUGGAGAACCGAGAGCGAAGAGGAGGAGGAGAACGCCAGUCUGGAUGAACAGGACAGCUUGGGAGCAUGCUUCAAGGAUGCAGAGUAUAUUUACCCUUCCCUGGAAUCUGAUGAUGACGACCCUGCAUUGAAAUCUCGACCCAAGAAAAAGAAGAAUUCAGAUGAUGCUCCAUGGAGUCCUAAAGCCCGUGUGACCCCAACUCUGCCAAAGCAGGAUCGUCCUGUGCGGGAGGGGACCCGGGUAGCUUCCAUUGAGACAGGUUUGGCUGCAGCAGCUGCAAAGCUGGCCCAGCAGGAGCUGCAGAAGGCCCAAAAGAAGAAAUGUAUCAAGAAGAAGCCUUUGUUGAAGGAGGUAGAACAACCUCGCCCUCAAGAGUCCAAUGUCAGCGUGGCAGCACCAGCCCCAGCUUUGCCUACUGCACCCCAGCUUCUCACCUCCUCCUCACCUGUACCUCCUCCUGAGCCUAAACAAGAGGCCCUCUCAGGAAGCCUUGCUGACCACGAGUAUACUGCUCGUCCCAAUGCCUUUGGCAUGGCCCAGGCGAACCGCAGCACCACACCCAUGGCCCCUGGCGUCUUCUUGACCCAGCGGCGCCCUUCAGUUGGCUCUCAGAGCAAUCAAGCAGGACAAGGAAAGCGUCCCAAAAAGGGCCUGGCCACAGCAAAGCAGAGACUCGGCCGUAUCCUGAAAAUCCACAGAAAUGGCAAACUACUUCUGUGAGCUCCCUGGCAUCCUGCCCCUCCCCCUUUCACCCCCAUUGCCUUCUCCAUGGUCAACUCUCGGGGCACUCCUGGAUCCUGUCUGCCCCCGACAAGGUGCUGAGGCACAUCGUCCUGCUUUCUUGGAACUGACCAAAGGCAGGGACUCCCCACAGGCCUCUUCACUGACCCCCCCAACUCCCUCCCCCAUUUCCUCUAGAGCACCCUGCCUUCCUCCUCCAUACCUCUGAGUAGCAGGUAAAUGGCAGAGGUUUCCAGCUGACUAGAACUCUCCUUUCUGCUGCUCUAACCCAUUUCCCUCUCACCAGCCUUGUCAACCCUUGACUCUUGUCCCCACCUAGAGCCAGAAGGCAGGGUGAGGAGAGGCAUGAGGAGAGCCUGGGCCCUCAGUAUUGCCAUGGUCCUGAAGGGGGAGGCCCAGCGCUUAUUACUUCCCACAACUCCAGCCUGUCUCCAGAAGCCUGGCCCCUCUGCCCUUCCUUCCUUCCCCUUCCUCCCCCCAGCCCAGGGGACAUUUCCCACUCGAGACUUGUUCCUGGGAGAAGGGGCUGGCCUCUGCUCUUCCUUGCCCAAUUGUUCAUGGAAAUAAAGAGAGGGGAUUGGAGCCUCUUCACUGCCCCACCAUGGGCCAUUUCCAGAGGGAGCCUAGAAAGGUCAUGGGCUGACUUCUUGCGUCCUUGGGAAGAGGAGAGAUUCCUGUCACUUCUCAAGGUGGGGAGAGCCUUUGACCAUGAUGUUGACCACGACUUUAUAGCCCAUUGGAGGAAACUACUUUGGAGUGGCUACAGAUGAAGUCCCCAGGCUGGGCUCCAGGGAUUUGCCUGGAUUUUGAUCCCAUGCGGCUGUGGCUGAGUCCCAGCAGGUGAAAAACCAUCUCCUAAAGCCUCAAAGCACCUGCCGCCGAAGCAGAUGACCCGGGGCUCUAGGGCCCGCUUUCUUCACCUGCAUCCCAGCACGCAGCGUGGACCUUCCAGGGAGGAUGUGGCAGGACAGCUCAGCCCUGCUUCUCCAUCGGGAACCUCCCUGCUUCUUUCCUCACCUGACAUCUGGAUCAGAAGACCAUGGAACUCACACCUUCACUCCUGGGCCGCCGCACUCCCAGGUGCCAGAUGGACGCUUGAGCUGAGUGCAGAGGCCACAGGGCCGGAGCCUGGGAGAGGAGGCACUCAUGUAUACAGGAGCUGGUUGUCUGAUCCCCCUCCCCUUCUUUUCUUUGUGGAUGUCUAUUGUCCAGACAGUGCCCACCAUCUCCCUCCCUGUCCCCCAACUCCCUCCACCUCCACCUGUCCUGCCUUCUUUGGCAACCUGGACUGGAUGGAGAAUGCCCCCCCUCCCUCCAUGUUGGCACUGCCCAAGUGGAGUGCAUCUGUACCCUCCACCCCUCUCCAACCUCACCCCAGUUGGCCCAGUGCUUCUGGGGAACUUAACAGCUUAUCAUGCAGGCCACAGGGAAUAUGUGAGACCUCCUUGUCAUCUUGGUGUCUCCAGUUCAUUCUUUCUCCACAGCCCACAUCGACUCCCCUUCCUUGGAAUCAGGGGUCCCUUAGCCCAAUUUGCUUUUUCUACCUUGGGGACCCCAGGGGGCCAAGCAGUCCUCCAUCUAGUCACACCAAAGGCAAAAAGCCUGGCUACCUCCCCCUUUGCACGUGAGGUCCCCACUCCCCUCCUCUCUGUUUCUGCCCAGCUUUGCUUUUCUUGGGGAUUUCAAGGCAGCAGAGGGUGGUGAGGGGAGGGAAGGGGGGCAGCCUGUGUCCCUGCGUAGGCAACUGCCUGACUAGGCCCUGACUGCUAUAACCAAGACCAGGACCCCAGCCCUUCUGCUCAUUAACAACCCCCCUUGAUCUUUCAAAGGCAGCUAAUUGCUAGCAAAUCCCCCUAGUUCCAGGCCUCUUUCCCCUCUGUUUCUUUGUUAGAAGUUUCUGUGGAGCUGAAACCCAACCUCCACAUGACGGUUUCCAUUUAGUUUAGUUGGACUGUCAGAGCUUCCUGUUUGUUGUUUUGUGUUUCCAAUGAAAAGCAAGUUUACCCUCAGAGUUAUGCUUUUCCAAAGAGGCUAGUGUGCUUUUUUUUUUUUUUUAAUGUUUCAGGUUCUAAGUGAAGUGAGUUGGGGAGGGGUUAGGAGUGGUAGGAACCAAGGGUUAGAACAUGGUGAGAGUUACCUCUGGUCUCCUACCCCCAGUACAGAGCUGGGGGUCAGAUAGGGGGCAGGGAGAGAGGAUUUCUAUUCACCUUUAAUAUAUUUUUACAAAAAAGCAAACAAUUUAAAAACAAGCCCACCGCUUCUGUACAUGUUUAAAUAUAUUUUUAGAAGUGGGUAGGAUUGUGAAUUUCUGAUGCAGGGCCUUUUUAUAAACAGGUUAGAAUAGCAUCAUACAGACUUCUCUUGUUUUUUUCCCCUCCCCCCUGUUUUUUUCUUAUGUUGUGUUACUAAUGUAAUUUAUAUUUUUUUUAGGUCCUCCCUUUCCUAUAGAGAUAAAAGUGAUUUAUCUUGGCAA
Molecule: messenger RNA, 6361 nt
Organism: Myotis daubentonii (Daubenton's bat)
Lineage: Eukaryota; Metazoa; Chordata; Mammalia; Chiroptera; Vespertilionidae
Gene: PHF8
Product: PHD finger protein 8
Source: RefSeq, a predicted model, not a curated record